GUCAAGUGUGCGCACGAUGGUGGCUGGUAGAGUUCUGGUGUUGGUGGCAGUUGCCUGCUGCCUGGUGGCAGUCCAGGCAAGGCCCAACGGCAAGGACGAGGAGUGGAAGCAUGGCGGCGGCAAGGAUCAUCACUCCGAGGAGCACUCCUCGCACGGGGAGAAGGGGGACAAGGGAUACAAGCACGACGAGGAGCACGAGGAGGGCAAGAAGGGUCACCACGACAAGGAGGGUCACAAAAAGGAGUAUCACGACGAGGGUGGCCACAAGAAGAAGCACCAUGACGAGGGUGGCUACCACAAGGAGAUGAAAAAGGGAGAAAAGGGCGAGAAAGGCCACAAAUUUGAGGAAAGUGGCAGUUUCAAGAAGGGACACUCGACCAAAGGACAUCACGAAAUUCACAAGCUGGACGAAUUUAAGAAGGAGAAGAAGUUCUUCGACGAAGAUCAUGACGAAGCGUUUGACGAAAAGUCGGGAGGUUUUAAGGAGGAGCAUGGAUACAAGAAGGGUGGCCAGGAGAAGAAGGGUCACAAAAAGUCCGGCCAUCACCACGAUCACUAUGGCAAGAAGGGCAAGAAGAAGAAGGGAUCGCACCAUCACGAUCACGUGGGCCACAAGAGCGAGCAUGGCCACGAUGAGCACUGGAACCACAAGGAGGACUUUGGCAAGAAGGGUGGCAAGGAGCAUCACAAGAAGUGGGGUCACAAGAAGGGAAAGCACUAGGUUGAAUUAAAAUAUCGUGUAGGAAAAUAAA
Molecule: messenger RNA, 752 nt
Organism: Culex quinquefasciatus (southern house mosquito)
Lineage: Eukaryota; Metazoa; Arthropoda; Insecta; Diptera; Culicidae
Product: probable zinc transporter protein DDB_G0282067
Exons: 2
Coding region: 17-721 (234 amino acids)
Source: RefSeq, a predicted model, not a curated record